GCUAAAAAACUUUUCAAUGAAAAUUGAUGCAGGUCAGACCAUAGCCAUUGUGGGUCCAAGUGGAUCGGGGAAGAGCACUGUCAUCCAGCUGCUCCAACGUUUCUACGAUCCAAUUGAGGGCCAAGUACUGAUUGAUGGCCACGACAUUCGGGAAUUCGACCUUAAGUGGAUGAGACGUCAGUUUGGAGUAGUCUCCCAAGAACCUGUGCUUUUUGCAGCCACAGUCAAGGAGAAUAUUGAGUUGGGACGUGAAGGUUCCACCUUUGAGGAAAUUGAAAAUGCCGCAAAGCUCGCAGAUGCGCAUGACUUUAUUAUUAAAAUGCAAGAAGAAUACGAAACGAUGAUCGGUGAAGGAGGUGGUGGCAUGUCAGGCGGACAGAAGCAGCGUUUGGCGAUUGCCCGAGCUCUGUUGCGAAAUCCACGGAUUUUGUUGCUGGACGAGGCGACCUCGGCGCUGGAUACCCACUCCGAGAGGGCGGUGCAGGAUGCGUUGGACAGAGCUGGUGUCGGACGGACUGUCAUCAUGGUGGCACAUCGACUCACCACUGUGCGCAACGCUGACUGCAUCCUUGUGGUCGACAGAGGUGUGGUGAGAGAAUCGGGCACCCACGAUGAACUCGUUGCUCUCAAUGGCAUCUAUGCACACAUGCUGUCAUCUCAGGAGAAGAAGAAGGAGGAAAGCGAAUCAGAGAGUGAGCCAGAGGAGGCGGUGACGCAACAGAAGCCUUCGAAGCAUCCAGGCGUGUGGAAACGCACCUCACGAGAGGCUGAGACUGAGAGCAUCGCGUCUAGUACCAACAUCAGUGGCAUGUCCAUCUCCCCGUCUGUGGACAUAUUUUCACCGGCGGAGGAGGAUAAAUUGGGCAAAACCGUGUUUGUUGGAAGUAUGAUGGCGGUGUUGGGUCUCGUACGCCUUGUCACUCAACUAGCAUCAAACUCUGCACUCGGCUGGGCUGGUGCCAAACUCACACAAAGAACUCGAGGUCUCCUUUUCAACGCCAUAAUUAGGCAGGAACCGGGAUGGUUUGAUGAGAUUGCCAAUCAGCCCGGUGUUUUGACAGCUCGACUCGCCACAGAGGUGUCAAGUCUGGAGACUGUAACAGGCGCCCAACUGGGUACAAUUAUGGAAUCCAUCUGCCUGAUUAUCGCCUCCCUUGUGAUCACCUUCAUGUACAGUUGGCAGCUUACUCUUGUCAAUGUCUGCUUCCUGCCUAUCAUGGUCGCAAGUAGUGCACUUCAGGUAAAAAACCGAACCUUCUUCAUUCCGUUGCCUUGUUUGUCUAAGCUGUAA
Messenger RNA from Hydatigera taeniaeformis, 1291 nucleotides. The record is from the annotation of a GenBank genome assembly. NCBI's taxonomy places the organism in Eukaryota, Metazoa, Platyhelminthes, Cestoda, Cyclophyllidea, Taeniidae.